AUGAUGGAGGCCGCGACAUCAUCACUCGACUACGCCUCGUACCCUCACGUGGUGGACCGCAUCGUGUCAUACGCCGACGAUUCGUGCUUGCCAGCUCUCCGCGCGACAUGCCGGGGGCUGCACCUUGCAACCGCCCGCCGAAUGUACUCGCACGUCGUUGUCCGCGUAUCCAACCAGCCUGUGGAGAAGCGGGAGCAGGGCUUCGUUGUCAAGCUGUUCGCGCCAUCCACCUCUGAACCGGCAUCCCGCCGUGUCCCCGGGCUACGGUGGCCUGAGCCGGCCAUCGAGCACCUCCAGUCGCACCUCGACGUCAUUGACCUCGAAGACGCGCGCUUGGUGCGCAGUGGGAGAUGGAGCAAAAAGGCGCCCGACGCUGUCGAGCACUUCAACCUCGCCGCGCGGGCCCGCGUUAUACGCCGCUGGGACCAAACGUAUGAGUACAACACGAGCGCCGGCGAUCCGUUCAGAUGGGACGAUAAUGGCAAUCAGAACCAGGUGCUCAUCACGUUUGCCGACUUCACCGUGUCCCCGCCGGUGCGCGAUGCCGUGUCUGGCGUGCCCGGAGCUGUGAGGCUCAGCCCUGAGGGCAAUCACAUGCCCGACAUCAAUAUUCGCUCUCGCUUUGGACCCCGACCACGGGUGAUCAUCAACGUGCGAUAUGACCCCCGGCAACCCGACCUGCGUGAUGGCAGGCUCGACCUGGUCUACGACGAUUCUUGCUCGGAAGUCGUCUUAAUCUUCACCCCAACAGAUCUGUGGACCGGCCCCAGCAUCCCCAAGCCCACGUCUCGACACUACUGGCUCAGCCCCGACCCACCGAUGGGUUGGUUGUGUGGGCUCAUGACACGCGCCAUGUCCCAGGUCCAGCGGAAAGCCUACAACGAUAUAUACCGCCAAGAGCGCAGUCCCGGUACUCGGUUUGUCUUCGUCGGCGCAGAGGUACUCGACGGCAGCUGGGUCGACUCCGCUGCACUCCCCUUUGGCAACCCUGUCACCAAUUCCGACCUCGCGGCCGGCUUUGCGACGGCGGUCGAGAAAGCGUGGCUCGAGCGCGGGCUUAUCAUAUCCGAUCAGCAAAAGGUCAGCCCCGAGGAACGGGUGCGCUGUCUCACCGAGAUGCUCGUGGAGCGGGGCGGGUGGGAUGGCCUCUUCCGCUUCGUCACGCUCGAUGAGUGGAGGGCCGAGGUGGAUGCUCGGCUUUUCGACUUGGCCACCAUCCCGCCUGCUAAGCCACUGUAUGUCCCUGAUAAGGAAGCAGGGAUGCGGAUAGAUCGCGGGUGGAACUAG
This is a messenger RNA of Vanrija pseudolonga, 1287 nucleotides long. RefSeq lists its product as uncharacterized. The coding region runs from base 1 to 1287 and encodes 428 amino acids. The transcript has a single exon. The record is from RefSeq and is a predicted model, not a curated record. NCBI's taxonomy places the organism in Eukaryota, Fungi, Basidiomycota, Tremellomycetes, Trichosporonales, Trichosporonaceae.